This is a messenger RNA of Meleagris gallopavo (turkey), 2238 nucleotides long. RefSeq names its product enolase 2 (gene ENO2). Gene Ontology annotation, cellular component: phosphopyruvate hydratase complex. The record is from RefSeq and is a predicted model, not a curated record. Gene Ontology annotation, biological process: glycolytic process. Lineage: Eukaryota; Metazoa; Chordata; Aves; Galliformes; Phasianidae. Gene Ontology annotation, molecular function: magnesium ion binding; phosphopyruvate hydratase activity.
UCAGAACUGAGCAUGCCCUUUCCUCUCCUCUACACAGUCACCAUGGCAGUCGAGAGGAUCCAUGCCCGAGAGAUCCUGGAUUCUCGUGGGAACCCCACUGUGGAGGUGGACCUAUACACACACAAAGGCAUGUUUCGAGCAGCGGUCCCCAGCGGAGCAUCCACUGGUAUCUAUGAAGCAUUGGAGCUACGAGAUAAUGACAAGUCACGUUUCCUUGGAAAAGGGGUCCUGCAGGCCGUGGAUCAUAUCAACAGCACUGUCGCCCCAGCUAUCGUGGGCUCUGGCCUCUCUGUUGUAGAUCAAGAGAAGAUAGACAAUCUGAUGCUUGAGAUGGACGGCACAGAGAACAAAUCCAAGUUUGGUGCCAAUGCCAUCCUGGGAGUUUCACUGGCUGUGUGCAAGGCAGGAGCUGCAGAGAAGGAUGUCCCCCUGUACCGGCACAUUGCUGACCUGGCAGGCAACUCCGAUCUCAUCCUUCCUGUGCCAGCUUUCAAUGUGAUCAAUGGAGGCUCCCAUGCAGGCAACAAAUUGGCAAUGCAGGAGUUCAUGAUCCUACCCGUGGGAGCUGAAAGCUUCCGCGAUGCCAUGCGCAUUGGGGCUGAAGUCUAUCACAAUCUCAAGAGCGUCAUCAAGGAGAAGUAUGGCAAGGAUGCUACUAAUGUGGGUGAUGAGGGAGGAUUUGCCCCUAACAUCCUGGAAAACAGUGAAGCUCUGGAGCUCCUCAAGGAAGCUAUUGACAAGGCUGGCUACACAGACAAGAUUGUCAUUGGUAUGGAUGUGGCAGCCUCUGAGUUCUAUCGAGAUGGCAAAUAUGACCUUGACUUCAAGUCCCCAGAUGACCCAAGCCGCUACAUUUCGGCAGAUGAGCUGGGUGACCUCUAUCAAAGCUUUGUACGUGAUUAUCCAGUGGUUUCCAUUGAGGAUCCCUUUGACCAAGAUGACUGGGAGGCCUGGUCUAAGUUCACAGCCAAUGUUGGGAUUCAGAUAGUGGGAGAUGACCUGACAGUGACAAACCCCAAGCGCAUUGAGCGAGCUGUUGAAGAGAAGGCCUGCAACUGCCUCCUGCUCAAAGUCAACCAGAUUGGAUCUGUCACGGAGGCCAUCCAAGCCUGUAAGUUGGCCCAGGAGAAUGGCUGGGGUGUGAUGGUGAGUCACCGAUCUGGGGAGACCGAAGACACUUUCAUUGCUGAUCUGGUCGUAGGACUGUGCACUGGGCAGAUAAAGACGGGUGCCCCCUGCAGGUCUGAACGCCUGGCUAAAUACAACCAGCUCAUGAGGAUUGAGGAAGAGCUUGGCGAUGAAGCACGCUUUGCUGGACACAACUUUCGCAACCCAAGUGUUCUUUGAACGUUGUCCCUCAGGCAUAUACACCCUUCAGCUUUUUCCCACAUCACAGACUCUGAACCCUCUUUCUCUUCACUACUCCCUUUUUUGCUCUUUCUCCCUUCUCUGCCACCUGGUUUCCUCUCACCUCAAAGCCCCACAAGUUCAGGUAUCCCUGGCUAGAUAUACCCAGAUGAAGGAUAAAAAAGAGGUCUGCACCCUGUCCCUUGCUUUGGGAUCAUAAGCAUUUCUGAAUCUAGGCAUUUUGUGUCUUUUGUUCUUGUGUGCAUCUGAAUCACUCUGUUCAUAUUAGACUAUGGGAGCAUGCUGCCCAGCGUGUUUACGUUGUACGCCGAAGCAUGUGCAGUGAACAUAUGUGCGUCGGCUGGUGUGUUUGGACAAGCGUCGCACUUGUAGCUGUGUUUGAACGAGUGUCACCAGUGGCUCGCUCUCGUUGUGCGUGUGUGUAGGUGUAUGUGUACUGGCCUACAGCAUUGUUGUGCCCCAGGUGCAUUUGCGCUGAGCCGUGGUGGAACCUAAGCGUUCCUUCCUUCCGAUCUGAGCACUGUUCCAUGCUGAGCUGUGCUUGUCAGAAGCUUAGUGUUGAGUGAACAAUUGCUUGUCACUGGCCGUGUGUACGUGUGCUGUCAGUCUCCAGGUUAAGCAGCUCUAUGGGAUCUUGUGGGUCAGCACAUAGUACUGUGGGGCAAUAUAUUAAAACACAGUCAUAAAAAAAGACAUGCUCUCAUUUGCUUAUCUUGACCUUCUUCUCUGUUUCCAUCCCUCUUGCACUCCUUCACUCUCUCUUCUGCCCAUAAUGUCUGCUUCACCUUCUAGACAGUCAAUGCUCAGCGGAGCAACAAACUACAGAACCCUAAACUUAAUUAAAAUGUGUUUCACACCUGAGACCCUUGA